CUGGGGUGACCCUCGGCCAGUGAAAACGUGCCACUGGAACCCAUUUUGGCCGAACCGAAAACGUCACCUCGAAUUUGGUCCGUAUGAAAUGCUGAUUUGUCGCCCAACUGUCACUGUCUAGCACACUUGAAAGUGUGGAUCUCAAACACCAUGGCUGUCCCUCCCCGACUGAUCAGACCAGCUGCUCAGAUCAGUGCUGGUAGGAUAGCUGGACCUUCACGACUGCCCAUGCCGCCUGAUUACUCCCAACCUGCUCGCUUACUCCUUCGCCCGCUCUCUCACUCAGCGAUAGUCCAGAAUCGUCUGCGCACAGCAUCAGCAUCUGAGCGUCAUGUGCGCUUCUCUCAUCCCAUCAUUACCGGGAGUUAUCCACCUGUGCGCCUUCGACGAUUCGCCUCAACAAUAGUCAAACCCUCAGCCUCGUCUCAUUCACAUUCCCACUCGUCCUCAUCUGCCCCUCCGCCGGAUCCAAGUCCAGAACCCGAGCCCACAUCCGCCUAUGGCCGUUUCAAACAACUGUCAAAAAAGUACGGCAAGUAUGCCAUCGCAGUCUACUUUGCACUGAGCGCUGUGGAUUUGUCCAUAACCUUUGGUAUCGUUCAUGCUUUUGGAGCCGAACGUAUCGAACCUGCUUUCAAAGCCAUCAUCCAUCAAUACAGAAAGAUCCGUUAUGGCGAAGAGGAGGCUAUAAAGAUUGAACAGGAUCAUCAGCGAGAGACAGAGGCAAAGCGUAUGGAGGAAGAGGCCGAGUUGGCAAAAUUGAGUCCAGAGGAAAGGAAGAAGAAACAAGCAUCAACGUGGGGCUCGAGGACGUUCUGGGCAGAACUCGUUCUUGCCUAUACAAUCCACAAGACGUUGCUGUUGCCCGUCAGAGCUGGAUUUACAGUGGCUUGGACGCCGCCGUUGGUCAAGUGGUUGACGGCACGAGGAUGGGUUGGAAAAGGAGGAUUAGUUAGAGCCGCAGAACACGCUCGCGGCAGGGUUCAGACUGCUUCGAGCAAGGUUAGAGAGCGAGCUUCGCGGACAAAGCAGAGGACCGAUCGCAAACGCGACUGAGGACACACCCUUUAUAAAAAGCCAAGCGAUGCGAGCCUUCUUUCCCUG
Molecule: messenger RNA, 1104 nt
Organism: Kockovaella imperatae
Lineage: Eukaryota; Fungi; Basidiomycota; Tremellomycetes; Tremellales; Cuniculitremaceae
Exons: 2
Coding region: 151-1056 (301 amino acids)
Cellular component (GO): mitochondrion
Source: RefSeq, a predicted model, not a curated record